CUCAGCCGCCUCAGCCGCCGCCUCAGCUUCGCCCUCCGCCCCUCGCCUCCCACCGCGCCUCCCGGUCCCGCCGCCCCGCGCGCCCCCAGCCCCUCAAACCAGAUGAUGAACUUCCUGAGGCGCCGGCUGUCGGACAGCAGCUUCAUCGCCAACCUGCCCAAUGGCUACAUGACCGACCUGCAGCGGCCCGAGCCCCAGCAGCCCCCUCCGCCACCCUCAGGGGCGGCUUCGGCCUCGUCGGCGACCCCGGCCGCCUCGCCGGGCCCCGAGCGGAGGCCGCAGCCCGCCCAAGCGCCCGCGCCGCAGCCCGCGCCGCAGCCCGCGGCGGCGCCGUCGGUGGGCAGCAGCUUCUUCAGCUCGCUGUCCCAAGCCGUGAAGCAGACGGCCGCCUCGGCGGGCCUGGUGGACGCGCCCGCGCCCGCGCCCGCCGCCGCCAGGAAGGCCAAGGUGCUGCUGGUCGUCGACGAGCCGCACACCGACUGGGCCAAGUGCUUUCGGGGCAAAAAAGUCCUUGGGGAUUAUGAUAUCAAGGUGGAACAGGCGGAAUUUUCAGAGCUCAACUUGGUGGCUCAUGCAGAUGGGACCUACGCUGUGGAUAUGCAGGUGCUGAGGAAUGGCACGAAGGUUGUUCGGUCCUUCCGGCCAGACUUUGUGCUCAUCCGGCAGCAUGCGUUUGGCAUGGCAGAGAACGAGGACUUCCGCCACUUGAUCAUUGGCAUGCAGUAUGCAGGCCUCCCCAGCAUCAAUUCUCUGGAAUCCAUUUACAACUUCUGUGACAAGCCAUGGGUGUUUGCCCAGAUGGUGGCCAUCUACAAGACACUUGGAGGAGACAAGUUCCCACUCAUUGAGCAAACAUACUACCCCAACCACAAAGAGAUGCUGACACUGCCCACAUUCCCCGUGGUGGUGAAGAUUGGCCAUGCUCACUCCGGUAUGGGCAAGGUCAAAGUGGAAAACCACUACGACUUCCAGGACAUUGCUAGUGUGGUGGCCCUCACUCAGACCUACGCCACAGCAGAGCCCUUCAUUGACGCCAAGUAUGACAUCCGAGUCCAGAAGAUUGGCGGCAAUUACAAGGCUUACAUGAGGACAUCAAUUUCGGGGAACUGGAAGACGAACACUGGCUCUGCAAUGCUGGAGCAGAUCGCCAUGUCAGACAGGUACAAACUAUGGGUGGACACUUGCUCUGAGAUGUUUGGUGGCCUAGACAUCUGUGCUGUCAAAGCUGUACAUGGCAAAGAUGGGAAAGACUACAUUUUUGAGGUCAUGGACUGCAGCAUGCCGCUGAUUGGCGAACACCAGGUGGAGGACAGACAGCUCAUCACUGAACUAGUCAUCAGCAAGAUGAACCAGCUGCUGUCGAGGACUCCUGUCCUGUCUCCUCAGAGGCCCUUAACCACCCAGCAGCCACAGAGUGGAACCCUUAAGGAUCCGGAUUCGAGCAAGACCCCACCUCAGCGGCCUCCCCCGCAAGGGGGCCCUGGGCAACCCCAAGGAACGCAGCCCCCAGGCAGAGUGCUGCCACCACGCCGGCUCCCCCCUGGACCAUCACUGCCACCUUCCUCUUCCUCCUCCUCUUCCUCCUCCUCGGCUCCUCAGCGGCUGGGCGGCCCCACCGCCACCCACGGAGAUGCACCCUCCAGCAGCAACUCCCUGGCAGAGGCCCAGCCACCCCCGGCCGCUCCUCCGCAGAAGCCCCAGCCUCACCCACAGCUCAACAAGUCGCAGUCCCUGACAAAUGCCUUCAGCUUCUCUGAGUCCUCCUUCUUCCGGUCUUCAACCAGUGAGGACGAAGCCCAAGCGGAGACCAUCCGGAGCUUGAGGAAGUCCUUUGCCAGCCUCUUUUCAGAUUAGCUCUGCAGACACAUGGGGGCACCCGACCCAGCCAGGAAAGGCACCCAGACAUUCACCAACAACUGUCAGCCAUGCUUGGUGGCCGUUUCCCCUGACUUUGACGUGUGUGGCCCCCUUCCUCUGCUCCGUCGUGCUCAGUGAUGUUGUGCAGCCCAGAAAGGACCAUGUGACAGACUCAGGGCAGGUGUCUACCCAGAGAGGAAAGAGCUGCUCCCCUGUAGUCAUGAGAGCUUCCUUCUGUAGUUGUCACUGUGCGUUUAGUGGCCUUAUUGUGACAGCGCCAUUGUGUCUUCUUUCCGUGAAGCCAGAUUCACUCUGAGGACUCCUGACAGCUUCCCCAGCUCCUAGGCAGUUCGAAGCAUGCCCCUUCGUAGCCAGUGCCACCUGUGUGGGAAGUGUGAGCUUACCUAGAUGUCCCAUUGGCUCUGUGUUUUAAGAACCUUCCCGAUUCCUUGUCACACCUGUUCAAAGCACACUCGCCCAACCCCCCACGAUCCUUAAGCUGCUGUGGUGGCAAAGCACCUUAAGUCUGUGACAUUCCGGAAAACUAGGUCUGCAGUGUCCUCUCUGGAGACUGUUUCUUUCGUAGGAGUGCAGUGACCUUGAACUCCUAAGCUACACCGUAGAGGAGAAUGCAUGCCACUAUUAACAGCAGUCUGCCCAGUUUUGUGUUCCUCACCUAAUAAAUGUCAGACCUUUGGUGUAAUAAAAGCAGCAACGUUCACCAG
This is a messenger RNA of Marmota monax (woodchuck), 2582 nucleotides long. It is a transcript of the gene Syn2, whose product is annotated as synapsin II. The record is from RefSeq and is a predicted model, not a curated record. Gene Ontology annotation, molecular function: ATP binding. Lineage: Eukaryota; Metazoa; Chordata; Mammalia; Rodentia; Sciuridae. The transcript is spliced from 13 exons. The coding region runs from base 103 to 1854 and encodes 583 amino acids. Gene Ontology annotation, cellular component: synaptic vesicle; synaptic vesicle membrane. Gene Ontology annotation, biological process: neurotransmitter secretion.